This is a messenger RNA of Pteropus alecto (black flying fox), 1053 nucleotides long. RefSeq names its product coiled-coil domain containing 124 (gene CCDC124). The transcript has 5 exons. Gene Ontology annotation, biological process: transcription by RNA polymerase II. Lineage: Eukaryota; Metazoa; Chordata; Mammalia; Chiroptera; Pteropodidae. The record is from RefSeq and is a predicted model, not a curated record. Bases 152 to 823 code for a protein of 223 amino acids. Gene Ontology annotation, cellular component: nucleus. Gene Ontology annotation, molecular function: transcription coactivator activity.
GUCAGAGACCGAACAAGCAUUUCCCUUACCAAGAUGGCGACGGCGCCGAGACGUAAUCAGCGCGCACCUCCGGGAGCUCAGCACGCAAGCCCCGCGGUGACAUCACGCAAGAGCGACCUGGCCGGCGCUGGGGGAAGGAGCCUGCUGAGGGAUGCCCAAGAAGUUCCAGGGCGAGAACACCAAGUCUGCAGCGGCCCGGGCACGGAGGGCUGAGGCCAAGGCGGCAGCUGAUGCCCGGAAGCAGAAGGAGCUGGAGGAUGCCUACUGGAAGGAUGAGGACAAACACGUCAUGAGGAAGGAGCAGCGGAAGGAGGAGAAGGAAAAGCGGCGCCUGGAGCAGCUGGAGCGAAAGAAGGAGACCCAGCGCCUGCUUGAGGAGGAGGAUUCGAAGCUCAAGGGCGGCAAGGCCCCCCGGGUGGCUGUGCCCAGCAAGGUCACCCGUGCCCAGAUUGAGGAGACGCUCCGUCGAGACCAUCAGCACAAGGAAACCCCGGAACCAGUCGAGAAAGCCAAGAGCCACUUGGAGGUGCCGCUGGAGGAAAAUGUGAACCGUCGCGUGCUGGAAGAGGGCAGCAUCGAGGCGCGCACCAUCGAGGAUGCCAUCGCCGUGCUUAGUGUAGCAGAGGAGGCUGGAGACAGGCACCCUGAGCGACGCAUGCGGGCAGCCUUCACCGCAUUUGAAGAGGCACAGCUGCCGCGGCUCAAGCAAGAGAAUCCCAACAUGCGGCUGUCACAGCUGAAGCAGCUACUCAAGAAAGAGUGGCUACGCUCACCAGACAACCCCAUGAAUCAGAGAGCUGUGCCCUUCAACACUCCCAAGUGAGCCCAAACUGGGGGAGCCACGCCAUGGUCGGUCAGGGUCGUGACCCCGUACCCCCUCGGGUCAGCUCCGAGGGUUACAGAGAGGUCCAGGAGCUUGGGCACGUGUCCUGGGGGCUAAGCGUCAUCAUUGGCCAUGCCUCCUGCCCAGGGCCCCUUCUAUGAGUGACACCACCCCUUUCCCCUGUGCAGUCCUGGGCUUAGUGCCCAAUAAAGGCAGUCGGUGAGACAGAG